This is a messenger RNA of Linum tenue, 444 nucleotides long. NCBI's taxonomy places the organism in Eukaryota, Viridiplantae, Streptophyta, Magnoliopsida, Malpighiales, Linaceae. The record is from the annotation of a GenBank genome assembly.
AUGGAGGAGAAGAUGAGGAAUGUGGUUAAGAUGGUGAAGGGAAUGAGAGUCGAGGUGGAAGAAGCCAUUGUUGUUGGAGGACAGCGGGGAGUACUUCUUCCGGGCCUGGCUCAGCAAACAGACCCGAUCUUCAACCAGCCUUCCUCCUCCUCCUACUCCCCGCUCUUCUGCAGCUCACCGGAGUGUGCCACCCUCGACGUCUCAUCCUGCCGCUCCGGGUUUGUCCACUGCCGUGAUGGGGGAAGCACGACGAAGAAGAAGUACAGAGCGGAUUCGCAGGUGGAUCUUAGGGUUUCUUUGUCUGCUGCGAUGGGGGAACUGAAGCCGGCGCGCGACGAAGAAGAAGUCGACUUCGACGAAGGAUCUGGGACAAGGGGGUCAAGGGGUAGAGUGGCUGGCUCCAUCUGCUCUAUGCUCUCUGAUGUGUUCUAUCGAAAAUGGUAG